AGUGCCAAAUCGGCUGUCGUUGUGCGCGGUUGUUGUUUAUUCGCUGUUAUAAUUCGUUCUUCGGGUUGCCUUAGCCUUGCCACAGACGCGUCUUUGGUUUGUUGUUGUUUAUAUGCUAUGCUUAGCCAGCAUAGUAAUCACAAUAAUCUAUUUGCAAUUAAAAGCUUCUGUCCAUCAAUUGCAUACAAUUGCCUAAUAUAUGUAUUAAUAUACUAUGUGUAAAUGUGUGUGUGCGUUUGUUUGUGCCGGCGUCGGUGUGUCUGCAACUAAAUAUAUAUGUCUCUAACUCAUCUGCCUAGUUCAGUUCUUGUGCUUCAAGUGCUGCAAAUAAACCGAUCUGCAACAAACAUCAAAAUGCGUCGAGCUGUCGUCUCGUUGAUCUAUUAUUAGAUUUACAGGCUGCCCAGCUGCACAUCCCCCUUCGCAAAAAAAAUUGACACGCACAAAAGACCAGAAAAAAGAAGCAACAAAGAAAUUGAGAAUUAAUUAAAUGUGCAACAUUUAAAUCAACUCACACGUUGCACAACACGCUACAAACUCCCAAUUAAAAGAGGCCAUAUAUAAAACGUGCUUUUCGCGAUGAUAAAAAGUUUGCGUUAAUUGAAAGAGUUCAAAAAUAUAAAGUAAAUUUAGUGCAUAAUAUCAUACAAUUGGAAGACACUUUGGUAUCAAUUACUUGUCCAAAAUGUGCAACCUACUCUUCAUCAUGCUGACAGCUCUGCUGAUAUUCGAGACAUUGACAACCCUGGCGCUGAGCAGCGACGGAAACGUGGGCGGCAGCGUUGGCGGCUCCACAGUUAACAAUGUCAUACAGGAGGAUCCUGAAUUCACGGACGUCAUUGAUAACAUAACAGUACCAGCGGGACGCAAUGUCAAAUUGGCCUGUUCGGUCAAAAAUCUCGGCUCGUAUAAGGUGGCGUGGAUGCACUUCGAGCAGUCGGCCAUUUUGACGGUGCACAAUCAUGUGAUAACACGUAAUCCGAGGAUUAGCGUGACGCACGAUAAGCACGACAAACAUCGCACCUGGUUUCUGCACAUCAACAACGUGCAGGAGGAGGACAUGGGACGCUACAUGUGCCAAAUCAACACGGUGACGGCCAAAACCCAAUAUGGCUUUGUCAAAGUUGUCGUGCCACCAAACAUUGACGAUGCGCUGACCUCCAGUGAUGUCAUUGUGCGCGAGGGCGAUAAUGUCACCCUCCGUUGCAAGGCGAAAGGCAGCCCAGAGCCGUCCAUCAAAUGGAAACGAGAUGACAACCAUAAAAUUGUCAUCAACAAGACGCUCGAAGUGAAUGACCUGGAAACAGAUUCAUUGGAACUCGAGCGCAUCUCUCGCCUGCACAUGGGUGCUUAUCUCUGUAUUGCCUCAAAUGGUGUGCCGCCCAGCGUCUCCAAGCGCAUCAAAGUCAGCGUUGACUUUUCGCCAAUGGUCUGGAUUCCCCAUCAGCUUGUUGGCAUUCCUAUGGGCUUCAAUGUCACGCUUGAGUGCUUCAUCGAGGCAAAUCCCACAUCGCUCAAUUAUUGGACGCGCGAGAAUGAACAAAUGAUAACCGAGUCAUCAAAGUACAAAACCGAAACGAUUCCGGGCCAUCCAUCGUACAAGGCGACAAUGCGCCUGACGAUUACCAAUGUGGAGGGCAGCGAUUAUGGCAACUACAAAUGUGUCGCCAAAAAUCCUCGUGGCGACAUGGAUGGCAACAUAAAACUCUACAUGUCCAGUCCACCAACCACACAACCACCGCCCACAACCACAACAUUGCGCACCACAACAAUAACAAUGAACUUGCCCUAUGACUCGAAUACGCCCUUCAAUGGCUUCGGCGGGGAUGUGCCCACGAACUCGGUGAUUGUGAUUGACAAAUUGGGCAUUAAAUACCAAUCGAAUUUAAAUGAGAUCGGCAAGUCCGAACAGAAACUUAUGGGUAGCAAUCCGGAAGGCUAUGACUGGUCCAAGGGCAAAAGUGGCGCUGGAAAAUCACCUGGCUUUGUCUGUUUGCUGUUAACGUUUCUCUCGCUGCUGGCAACGUAUUCGCAUCAUUAAAAAUAAGAGGAAACUGUAUUAAUAAAGUGCCAUUACAAAAUAAAAAUAUAAAAAAAAAACAACUAAAAAUUGACACAAAAAAAAAAACAAAAA
This is a messenger RNA of Drosophila grimshawi, 2134 nucleotides long. RefSeq names its product neurotrimin (gene DIP-epsilon). Gene Ontology annotation, cellular component: neuron projection. NCBI's taxonomy places the organism in Eukaryota, Metazoa, Arthropoda, Insecta, Diptera, Drosophilidae. The coding region runs from base 686 to 2041 and encodes 451 amino acids. The record is from RefSeq and is a predicted model, not a curated record. The transcript is spliced from 10 exons.